CAAAUGUGUCAAAACACCGGCCUCAUCCUCCCGCCUUCUUUCCACACACAUCCAUUCUCUCUCAGGGGCCACACUAACUGGAUUUCCCCCAAAUCCAAUUCUCUUCCCAACGCUAACCAAAUGGCGACAAUCCCUACAUGCUUCGCCAUCACCCCCACAUCUCGUCUUCUUACUUUCACUGCACCCCCCUUUCAUAAACCCUUCAUUUUCCCGCAGAACCGGAGAAUUAAUAAAAGGGGGUGGGCUUUGGUGGUACCGCGGGCGGCCGUGGAUGUCGGCCGAGGGAUCAGGCCAGGUGGUGUGGUGGAAAGUGAUAAGCUGUCGAGUGAUGUUAGGAAAAGGACUAUGGAUGCUGUUGAUGGGUGUGGUGGUAGGGUGACUGUUGGUGAUGUUGCUAGUAGAGCUGGUCUUAAGUUGAAUGAAGCUCAGAAAGCUCUUCAAGCUCUUGCUGCUGAUACUGAUGGUUUCUUAGAGGUUUCUGAGGAAGGUGACGUUUUAUACGUGUUUCCCAAAAAUUAUCGAUCGAAACUUGGUGCCAAGUCAUUUAGGAUUAAAGCUGAACCUUUUAUUGAAAAGGCUAAGGGUGCCGGAGAAUACUUGAUAAGGGUUUCUUUUGGGACAGCACUUAUUGCAUCCAUUGUUAUUGUUUACACUGCAAUAAUUGCUCUUGUAACCAGCAGCAGAAGUGAAGACGACAAUCGUGGGAGACGUGGAGGCAGAUCAUAUGAUUCAGGAUUUAAUUUCUACUUUAAUCCAGUAGAUUUAUUCUGGUACUGGGAUCCAUAUUACAAUAGAAGGCGGAGGGUACAAGUUGAUGACAACAAGACGAACUUCAUUGAAUCAGUCUUCUCCUUUGUGUUUGGAGACGGUGAUCCCAAUCAAGGAAUCGAAGAAGAGAGAUGGAAGUUGAUUGGGCAAUACAUAGCAUCUAAUGGUGGUGUUGUUGCAGCUGAAGAACUGGCUCCAUAUCUUGAUAUAGAUUCUACGGAGAGAAUCAAGGAUGACGAAUCAUAUAUUUUACCUGUGCUAUUACGAUUUGAUGGUCAACCUGUUGUUGAUGAAGAGGGAAAUAUUCUAUAUAGGUUUCCAUCUCUUCAGAGGACAGCUUCUCAAAAGAGUAAGAGAAAAGAAUAUGUUGGAAAAAGAUGGGCAGAUUGGGUUGGAGGAGUUGAGAAAUUUUUCGAGGAGAAAAGAUGGCAAUUCAGUAAAACUUCCUCAUCAGAGAGAGCAAUGGUCGUUGGUCUGGGAGGCCUUAAUCUCUUUGGAGUUAUUGUUCUCGGAACCAUGUUGAAAGAAGUGGCAGUUAGACCUGAUAGCUUCAUUAAAUUUGUAGCGGACAUAUUUCCUCUUCUUCAGAUUUAUGCUGGUUCCUUCUUUGCAAUUCCUUUGGUUCGGUGGUUUUUUGUUCGGAAAAGGAAUGCCGACAUUGAAAAGAGAAACCAAGCUAGACAGCAGUGUGCACGAGUACUUGAAUUGCCCGACAUUUCAUUGACGCAGAAGCUUUUCAGCGCUCGGGACAUGGCCCAAAAGACAGUGAUAGGACAGGAUCAAAUUGUGUAUAGUACUGACAAGGACUUUCUUGACCAAGAUUAUGAAGCUAACGAAUGGGAUAAAAAAUUUCGGGAGCUAGAGAGAUCUGAUUGAGAAGCCUUAAAGGUUAUACAGGUGAAACAAUUUAACCACUAUAUAUGAAUAAUCCAUUUCAAUGCGCUUUGGUGGCAAUCAAAUGAUCACAGUAGAAUUUUGCUGAUUCAAUGAUCGGGUCAUAUUCAAGAAAGUUUCAGGCUCACAUAUGUUGUCAUCGUCAUAUCUAUUUACAUUGUAGCAGAGCCUAGGCUGCAUUAUGUCAAGUAUUGGAUGCGGCCCUGGAUUCUCAGCCGCGUUUGCUUGUAUAUCAUAGUUCUAGUUCAUGUCUUUUAGACUGUGACAUGUACAAGAUGAAUAGUAAACAUUGAGUAGGAAAAACAAUAUUCAUUGUAAUACUCUUUGGUAUCAUGGGUUUUAUAUAUUUUGCCUGAUUGAUGCCGAAAUUCAUAUUGUGCAAAGGUAAGAGGCAAGCAAAGGAGGAAAUUAUGCAACUUUAGUUUGUUGUAUAUUUAUCACAUCGAUUUUUUCCAACUUUCAAAGUAA
Molecule: messenger RNA, 2130 nt
Organism: Medicago truncatula (barrel medic)
Lineage: Eukaryota; Viridiplantae; Streptophyta; Magnoliopsida; Fabales; Fabaceae
Exons: 13
Coding region: 4-1644 (546 amino acids)
Cellular component (GO): chloroplast envelope
Source: RefSeq, a predicted model, not a curated record